Molecule: messenger RNA, 6443 nt
Organism: Myiozetetes cayanensis
Lineage: Eukaryota; Metazoa; Chordata; Aves; Passeriformes; Tyrannidae
Gene: EXOC3L4
Product: exocyst complex component 3 like 4
Biological process (GO): exocytosis; exocyst localization
Cellular component (GO): exocyst
Molecular function (GO): SNARE binding
Source: RefSeq, a predicted model, not a curated record
GAAAGACAAGAAAAAUAGAAAUAUGGAGUUAGACCCAAGGAGCGUGACCUCAGAACCAGCCUCUCCGACGAGCAGUGCCAGGGAGGAAAAGAUGGAGGUUAUUUCUGAACUGAGCAGCCCAACUUCACACAGCAGGGACAGUGGGUUCUUUGAAAGAAGUAUUAGAAGGUUAAGCAUCCGGAAACCAAAACAAAGUCAGAACAAAGAGAGUGGGAAGGAAGAUACUGGCACUUGGAAAGGAAAAAGACUUUUGCGAUCAUUCAGGAGCUGUGAGGAGAACAAACCCACGAUCUGUAAUGGUGUGGAGGAGACUGGUGAAAAUGAAGGAGAAGAGCCCAUUCAAGGAAAACCUCUUUCAGUAAUGGAAAUCAAUGAACUUAUUCAGAAAAGACAACUCUUGGAAGCAUUUGCAAGUAUCAAGUUAUUGGAAGAUGAGACUAUUUCUGAACGAGAUGCUGAGAAAUACAAUGAUAACCCUCAGGAGCUUGUAAGGAAAUCCAAGGAUGUGGAUUUGCUUUAUAACUCCAUCACAAACACUAUCCAGUCCAUAGUGGAGGGCACACUGGAAGCUUCCACUGUAGAGGAUACCAUGCUGACCUCCAUGGUGACUUUAAUUGCCCGUGAAGAAGCAGCUCAUCCCAACACAGACAAAGCUGUAAGUCCUGGGUCAGACUUGCUUGGCAGGCCCAGAAAGUGGAGGGAGAUGUGGAGAGAAGCAAUCAACGAGAGUGCUAAAAAAAGAGUCCUGAAGGCACCCAUGGCAUCAAAAGAAGAAGAUAGUUCUUGGCUUGAUCUCCACUUAAGUUUCCUCCAGAAACUCCUGAGGGAAGAUUUACUGAAAAUCAAGUUAUCAGUAAAAAAGUGCUAUCCUGAGGAGUACCAGGUGUGUGACACAUAUGUGGAGGCUUUUCAUAAGGCCAUUGCCUCACAUUUGCAACAUCUCUGCCAGGGACUACUGGAUUUCAGUGAGCUCUACACCUUGCUCAACUGGGUGGCCAACACCUACCACAGUGAGCUCCUUCUGGGCCACCCUGAUCUCAAACCAGAGGUUAAAACAGAAAACCUGUCCCUGCUGUUAACACCAGCUGACUGGGAUAAACUGAAAACCGACUACAUUGCUUCUGCAAAGGAGCAAAUCAAAAGUUGUUUUGGAAACAUCCUGAGACUAGAGGUCACAGAGAAGUGGGAGAAGGAAGUUCAUUCAGAAGUGAAGGAAAACCACUACCACGCCUCGCUCUCCUUUGAUAUUCAAGCGAUCAUUGGGGAGUACAUGAAGUUAUCUGGAACUAUCAGCAGAAGCCUGGAAACAAAAAUGCUUGAGCUGUGCAUGACAGAGCUGCUUGAAUUCAUACCAAGGUUUGAGAAGGAGUUCAUGGCGUGGAGCACUGCCCAGGACAGCCCCGUCUUUGCAGCCUAUGUUGUUGCCUACAUCAACAGCUUCCACGAACUAAUGUCAGGGUUAGAAACAGAGUUUCAAGUCAACACUGAGGAACUGCAGAAGAUUUUGGCAGCUCUGACAAGAAACUUCACAAAUAUUUUUCUAACCAAAUUAAAAAUAAAAGCACAGCCAUUCCUGAAGAAAAUCCUGACAAAGGACUGGAUUUUGGAUACAGGAAGGCCAGAUUCACUGGCAUCAGCAGUCUCACAGUUCUCCAAGCACCUGCAGCACAUGAGGGAGCCCACAGGGAAGGAGCUUCUACGUGAAGUUCACAGAUACGUGGUGAAGGAAUACAUCACACAGGUCAUCAAACACAGAUGGAGAAUGAACAGGGAGACACGGCAAGAAGUGAGCAAAAAGAUGGACCUGGAAGCCGCAAUCUUUCAUAAUAUGCUCAUUGAUCAGGGCUCUGACUCCAACUGGCUCAUUCCCGCCAUACACCACAUUGCCAAGAUCAUUAGGGAGAAGGAGAAGGACAAGAUCAAGGCGUAUGUCAAGAAGCUGUGUCAGAAUUAUCCAGAUAUCAGGAAGGACCACAUCCUGGCCAUCCUCGCUCGCAGGGGGCUGGGGCGUACCAGGAGAGCGGCAAUUUUUCGGCAAGUCUGCCACGUGCUGGAAAGCUCCAGUGGAGGAGAGGGCAACACACUCUUCGCUGAAAUUGAUGUUCCGGUGGUUAUAAGCUGCUUCUAAAACAGAACCAGAACACCAGUCAGCAUCCUCCCGCCUCCUACGCUGCCUCUACACGUGAUCCAGAAUCUGCUAUCCCAUCUUGAUCCUCUGUAAACCCAAAUUUGUGACUGCCAUGGAGAAAGGAGUAGGUUUCUGAACUUGCUACCCUGAGUUCAGAACCCAAAGGGAACAGAGGCACCGAGACACUGAACUUCUGCAAGAGCUCCUGGGAAGCAGCUCCAGCCCAGGAACUGUGUCCACCCAUCUGCGUUCCAUACAGAUUCUAUUGCUGGGAGGCUGCUCUGUUGCUUGGUCCAAAAUUAAAUUUCUUUUCAGAGAAAACCAAAAGCAGUUCACUCAGAGCUAUAUUAAGGCUUGGACUGUGCUUUGCAUAAUUAUACAGCAGCAGAGCAAGAGCCUCCUUUGUAAUUAGUGCCUGUGAGCAAUCGAGGGGCAGAGCUUGGGCAGGGAUGUGGUAGCACCCAAGUCUUAUUUCCUCCACUGUGAACCAGCUGGCCGAGCUGGCAUGAUGCAAGGCGGUGACGCUGUGACCCGAUGCCACAAACCACUACCUGCCUGAGGAGGAAAACUUUGGGUAGUCAAACCCCACAGCUGGGACAUGUAGCACAUGGACCCCUCUGCACUCCAGGAUGGCCCAGGAGGCCUUUCAGGCAUUUCAUCAGAUUUUCCUCACUCAAGGGCUGCCUUCAGGCCAUCAUAGCCUCUCUGUGUGGACAGGCAUGUCUGGAUCAGAUGUGCCACGUGGAGUGAAGCUCCAACUUCUACUUGACCUGAGGAAAAGGGUCACCGUGCCUCUAGUCCAUUGUCUUGCAUGUUUAAACAUAUUUUAACAAAUCUGGUAUAAGCUGACUGCAGUAUGAAACCAAAUGUGAGGUGGACAGACAUAGUGCUACAGAUCUGAUCCUCAUGUGGUGUAAGGCAGCAUCACCCCAUUGAUGGGCAUGGAACACCACUGGUUUAACACCACAAGGGAUCCAAAGCAUCAUGUCCAGCAUCUGCAGGGUAGACUUAAAAAAAAAAUAUCCAGCAGUCUGGAGAUGUACAAAUCUAAUUUUAUUUAAUUCAAUUUAUCCUUAGGUUGCCUUCUGCAGGAAUUAAUCUGAGACUUUGCAGAGGCAUGUUUAUGAUCUAUCAAUUAAUAUGAUAAAUGUGGACAUGGCAUAGCCUUGAACACUAAUUUGUCUGCAGCAGAGCUUACAGCAUCAGCAGUGAACCUUUCAUUUCCUUUGCUUCAAGUUGCACCAGUAUAAAUUUCAGCCUGGGUGAGCAGCAGGCGCUGGUGACACAGCAAGGGAGCUGUUCUGAUGGAUGAGAAAUAAAGAGUGCACCUUUUAUUCACAACCAUCCCAUGAGAAUUUUUCUAAGAUAAACCUGCUGUCUCCACAGUCAAGACGAGGUAUUCUUCUAAAGAUGGCUGGGAAAUAUCAUCUUGAGGGGGGGAAAUACUAGAAGGAAUUUUCUGCCCUGCAUUUUUCUUCAAUACAGCUCAUGAUGAUUCCUGAAAAUCCUCGGUUUGGUGACUCUUUGUAUUUGCUAUGGAGAAGGAGAAGUAAAACAUCAUCUGCAUCUCCCAUUGGAUGUGCAGAGCUCAGAUACACUUUGGAGCUCCCCUUUCCUGUCCUGGGGUCAUGGUGCAAUCAGGGAACAUUGGAUUACACCCCUCAUGGAUCUGUGAGCUACAUCCCCCAUCCCAGCAGGGGGGAAGGACAUCAGUGCUGAGAGAUUAACAUUGAUUGUUAAAAGCAUUGACUAAAUGGCAGAGAUAAAAAAGAUUUCUACUUUUAAAUACUCAGUCUGAGACUUCUAAAACUGCAACUUCAGUGGAGUGCAGGAUCCGAGGCACUGAAGCCUCAGUGACUGUUUUUGUGCAUCAGAAAUUUCCCUCUGUCCCAUAUGCAUCUCUCAUCCAAGCACCUAACACAAGGCAUCCAUGGCACAGACAUUUUCCCAAGUGCAUUAUUUAAAUGUAUACUGGAUUUUCAAUCUUAUUACUUGACUGGCAAACCCUUCACAAGGCAGCUGCCUUUCCUCAGGCUCCAGCCGCCUGGCCCUGGGGUUAGAUAUGGAGCUCGGCUUCCGUUUUCUAAUAAAAGCAAUUUGCUACCCUGGAGUCACGGAGGAAAGCUGGGCACAGUGGCCUGCCUUUUGUCACAGCCUCUCCUGGGACACUCAGAUCCUGCAGCCUGGCAUCCUGUAAGCCGGUGACAGGCACAGAGCCGGCUUCCUCCGGGCUGCUGCUCCCCAGCUGCUUGCUCUUGAGCAAGCCAUUUUAACCCCAUUAUGACAAGACUAUGGUUCAGUCCCUGUCCUGCCCCAACAGCUGUCCAAGUGAAGGGGGAUGCUUGGUCUAGGCUGCAGAGCAGAUCCUGGAGCCAGCUAAACAAGGAGAGAGGAAGGACUGCGUGCUUUCCAAAAUGAGCUGCUGCUGUCCAUCUGUCUUCUGUAAAACAUCCAGUGUUCAUUACGCCAUAUCUCACAUUCCAAAAAGAAAAAGAGAAGGAAGGCCUCCCAGGGCUUUUAAAUGUGAAAUAUGUUGCUCUUGUAGGAAAGUGCCAAGGAGCUCAAUUAUUAUCACCCUAUUAACUCCUCCUCUUGUUGUUUCUCAGCAAAGAAAAACACCAUCAAACCCAUUCCUAACCCAGCACACAGUUACUUUCCCCUCCAGGGCACACAGCUCACUUUUACCCCCAAGGACCCAAGCUACAUCGUGCAGAUGCAUCCUCUGAUAAAUAAAGCUGUCUCAAAAGUAUCCAACUAAAUGGAACAACCAAACUCUCUCCAGAUUCAGCUUCUCAGAGGUGAACACUGCAUUUUUCUGGCGGGGAGGGGUUGUGGAUUUGGCACAGCUGACAGUAUUGUGUGGGUGGUGAAAGAUAUUUUUUUGUGUUUCAGAGGUCUCUGCUGUUUCACAAUACUGCUUGUUUCUGGUUUGUGGCGAAAAGCAAGGGAACAGUGCCUGCAGCCAGGGUGCAUGAGCUGGCAUUUGCCAUCUGAGACCAGCCUUUAGGUAUCAUCAUUUCAUCAAUUUUGCUCUAUGAAGUUGUCCUUUCCUGAAAGGAAGAUAUGGAAAACAGGCUCGCUCAAAGCAAAAAAGGAGGAGUACCAACACAUUGCAAUGAAUGCCCAGGAGGCUGUCCCUGAGCUGAGACUCCUCUAACCAAUCAGUGAAAAUAUUCCUGAAAAAAGUCUUUUGGUGCAGCACCACUGUAAUGUUUAGCUCCCUGUCAUGGUAUCUUUCAGAAAUGAGCUCUCAACUGGGUUAAAAUAUUAAAGAUGAUCAGUGAGAAGCAGAUUGCAAUAUUCCAUCCACUUUAUGAGCUGAGCUAUGUGACCUGACACCACCCAGCACACACAGCUGGGAUGAAAAGAGGUGCCAGAGCAUUAUUAUCUCAGGGAUGGCUAAAAAGUAAUGUUGUAUUAGCUUUGGGCUUAGAGAGUUUGGUGAUUAUAUAUCACACUUCUCCAAAAUACUGAUGUUUAGUGAACAUUUGUCUUCUGUAUUUUGCAUGCUUCUCCAGGAACUCCCCUGGUUGGAUUUACUGCCUCAAAGCCAGUCAUUUUCAUCUUCUUGGUACUGGGCAGAUAGAGUGCUCUGCUCAGUAUCACGGUCCAUUUCCAUCCCUUAAGGACUAUUUUAUGUAAUUCUGCUAAUGAUGACAUGACAUUAGCACUGGGACUGGUCCACCUCUCCUAUAAAACCUGUUGCAAGAGAUCAGUCAGGCUGACAGAGCAUUGAUUUAAACUAUUUACUGCCACUGUUACAAUAAAAAAACAGUAUUGGGAGCAGGUUAAGACUGAUGUACAUUAAUGUGUGGCAUAAGUGGAUUAAGAUAACUUUUACAAAACUACAAGAAUUUUCUCUAGUCCCACAUAGCCACAUAACUAUCUACUGCCUGAGCAUACUGAACACAUCAACUUUGUCUUCCUGCCUUCAUGCCUGUUACACAGAGCACUGCAAAUAGCCUCUAAUACUCUUCCAAUGUAGCACUCUGCAUUUGUAUUUGUAAAUUCAUACCAAGUCAUUCAAAUAUGUUAUCCAGAAAACAAGUAACAUGUAAGGCAGAGAAACCUCUGAAAAAAAGGCUGUUGUAUUAUUUUUGCCAUCUUGAUACUACUUAAGUGAGAGUCUUGAAAUGUCAGUGUAAGGCUUUCUCUGCUAGCUGCACAGAGGUUGUGCCUCUUGUUAAAUGAGUCAGGAAAAGUGAAUGGCAGAUUAAAGAUGAGCACCUAAGUCCCAAGAUGUCUGUCCAGGCAUAGUUUAUGUUUCUCCAGGCAUGAAAUUGUGCUUGACAGCAUGAGUAGCCUGAGCUCCAUA